GUUGAGUUCAUCAGGCGCUGUUGUUGUCAACGACGCCAAUGUUGUUUCCCCAAAGGGUUUUACAUUGAAAACGGCUCUAACGGGGUCAGUGACACGUGCUCUUACAUGCAGCUCAUCAUUGGCGUUUUACAAGUUCAAACAUGGACAUCACAGAGGAAAACACUAAGCAGGGAUCAGUACCGCUGAAUUCCAGAGUGGAUCAUCACUGGGUGGAGAAACUCUUCCCUCCUCAUUUCACUUUAGAAAACCUGCUGGAGAACCAGAUCAACUCAAGUGAAAAACAUUUCACAUGCAUGGAAGAACCCCAGAGGGGCCAUCGAAGGCAAAUCUACCUAACUGCUCUGAAAGAGGUGCAGCACAUUGAGAAGCUGCAAAAGAAAAAGGCCCUGACAAACCGAAUCUUUAGACAGGAGCUGUCUGUAGACAGAAUGUGUGAAGAAGCAACCCAUGAAAACCUUACAGACCAGAGGGUUGGUGAGAAAGACACAAGCAUUUUGAAUGAAAAGGACAUCAGCAAACUACGAGCUGGUUUUGCAGAGAUGACACAAGACCGUUGUCAACUAAUUCACAGGCUCAACUCUGCAGAGGAACAGUUAAAAGCAGAACAUGAAGAGAAGAGAAUGCUGCAGGUGCUGGUGGAGAAACUGGAGGAACGGUUAAGCCUCUCCAGCAAAAAGGCUGCACGUCAGUCCCUCGUGAUAAAUGAUCUAAAGACAGAGGGGCAAAAAAUGAACAAGCAGUUGCACGAGCUUGCAAUACAGGUCAGGGAAAAGGAAGAACAGGUACACGGUUGUAAAACAAAUCUGAGAAAAGCAAAAGAAGACUUGCGUAAGACAGAGCAGGAGCGGAUCAAUCUUGCAAGGGAACUGGAUGGGGUACAAGCACAAAAGAGGACUGAAAGAGACAAACUGGAGAAAGUGUCUGAGAUUGAAAAUGAAGCUGCUCUUCUGAAGCUUCAGAGAGAGCUGGAACGGGUGAAGACUGAACUGUGUGCUGAGAGGGACAGUCAUGCCCGCAGCCAUGCAGCUCUUGAUCUCUUACGCAAACACUUCAGUAGCCAAUGAUUCAAAUUGCAGAAUUAUAGAAAUGUUUUAAAGGGGUCAUAUGGCGCGAAUAUGUUUUUCUGUGUCUUUGGUGUGUUAUAAUUUGCCCAUGCAUGACACCUAAGAUUUCAAAAUUUAUAGUGUUGGAAUAAAAGAUGCACUCUAUUUAAAAGCGAAUGCUCACACAGACCUUCUUGAAAAGUGUAACCACACCCCUAAACAAUUUACGUCAGUUCGUGGUAUGAUUUGACCGCCCAAAUGUAUUCGCAAGUAAGAUGGGCGUACAUGUCAGUACAAUUGCAAAUGUCAAUACCUGAUGUUCCAAAUAUGGUAAGCGUCACUUUUCCGUCACAAGUUUGCAGUAUUAACUGGCCAAUCAUAGCACACUUCGCUUUUCAGAGCGAUGAGGUUUGUAAAAAAUCUGCACGUUUCAGAGAUCCGAGGCAAAGAGGAGAUACAGCGUUUUUGAACCAUGAAUCAUGUAUAAACAUUUCAUUACAUCUAAAACUAUUAAUAAUAUUCGUUUUAGCCGGGUGAUAUGACCCCUUUAACACUAGCUCUGCAUCCCGAGUCAACAACUUGCAUACUUUUCAAAGAGGCCCAAUAGAGCCACUAAAUUCAACAUGGUAAUAAGCCUGGCCCAAAGUUAACUUCCGGUCUGUUUGAAUAUAAAACAACAAUUUAAUGUAUAUUAAUUGUAUGAAAUUAAAACUACUCAACAGUUAUUGAAGUAAGUUUAGGCCACAUAACGUUUUUGUUGUUACCAUUGAUACCGUCAAGAAUCAUGUACUUCAAGAUAUCACAUACGUAUCGAAUUCAAAGGACACAUGGUCUGUGACAUUUCAUUCGAACUCAUGGUGUGUGUAUGGAUCUUGAAAUUGAGACUGUAUCAA
Messenger RNA from Triplophysa dalaica, 1936 nucleotides. It is a transcript of the gene ccdc160, whose product is annotated as coiled-coil domain containing 160. The transcript has 3 exons. The record is from RefSeq and is a predicted model, not a curated record. Lineage: Eukaryota; Metazoa; Chordata; Actinopteri; Cypriniformes; Nemacheilidae. Bases 141 to 1064 code for a protein of 307 amino acids.